Messenger RNA from Ananas comosus (pineapple), 2491 nucleotides. RefSeq names its product translation factor GUF1 homolog, mitochondrial. Gene Ontology annotation, molecular function: GTPase activity; GTP binding; mitochondrial ribosome binding. Lineage: Eukaryota; Viridiplantae; Streptophyta; Magnoliopsida; Poales; Bromeliaceae. The transcript is spliced from 11 exons. Gene Ontology annotation, cellular component: mitochondrion. The record is from RefSeq and is a predicted model, not a curated record. Bases 132 to 2138 code for a protein of 668 amino acids. Gene Ontology annotation, biological process: positive regulation of translation.
AAAACUCUAUUGCGUCCCGCUCUCCACAUGGAAACCCCUUCCAAAACCCUAACCCUCUCUCCUCCCCGAUUCCUCCUCUAACCUCCCGCGACACCCCACAAAAUCCACGUCGAGCUCGAUCCCGUGCUCCAAUGGCCGCCCUCAUGCGAGCCUCAAGGGAGGCGAGGUCGAAGCUCCGACCUCUCUCGUCGAUCUCCCGACGAAUCGCGACGUAUCACGAUCCUGAUCCGCUUGCCUCAGGUAAAGAUCGCUCCUUUUGCUCCCAAUCGCGGCAUAAUUGUAGAGAAGGGGUGGUGGAUUUGAGCCAGUAUCCGCCGGAGAGGAUUCGGAACUUUUCCAUCAUCGCUCAUGUCGACCACGGCAAGUCGACGCUCGCCGAUCGGCUUCUGGAGCUCACUGGGACCAUCAAAAGGGGCCAUGGCCAACCCCAGUAUCUAGAUAAGCUACAGGUGGAAAGAGAAAGGGGGAUCACAGUUAAGGCGCAAACAGCAACCAUGUUCCACAGACACACCGUUGGUGGCACUAAUUCUUCUGAUAAACAAGAUUCCCCAAGUUUUCUGCUAAAUCUCAUCGACACUCCGGGUCACGUGGACUUCAGCUACGAGGUCUCAAGAUCUCUUGCGGCUUGCCAGGGUGCUCUUUUAGUAGUUGAUGCUGCCCAAGGAGUCCAAGCACAAACAGUGGCUAAUUUUCAUCUUGCAUUCGAGUCAAACCUAACCAUAAUCCCUGUAAUUAACAAAAUUGAUCAGCCUACUGCUGAUCCCGAACGUGUUAAAUCUCAAUUAAAGUCUCUAUUUGAUCUUGAUCCUGAAGAUGCUCUUCUCACUUCUGCGAAGACUGGUAAAGGCCUCGACCAAGUCCUACCCGCUGUUAUAGAGCGAAUACCUUCUCCAGAUGGAAAGCGUGAUUCACCUUUACGGAUGCUUUUAUUAGAUUCUUACUACGAUGAAUAUAAAGGAGUGAUCUGCCAUGUCGCUGUUGUUGAUGGCGCUCUUCGAAAAGGCGAUAAGAUUGGUUCAGCUGCAACCUCACAGACUUAUGAGGUUCUAGAUGUGGGUAUAAUGCACCCAGAACUUACCUCGACUGGAGUUCUAUUCACUGGACAAGUUGGUUAUGUUGUAAGUGGUAUGCGUUCAACAAAAGAGGCACGUGUUGGCGAUACGCUUUACCAUGCCAAGUUCACAGUAGACCCACUCCCAGGUUUCAAGCCUGCGAAGCAUAUGGUGUUCUCUGGUCUCUAUCCGGCUGAUGGAUCUGAUUUUGAUGCUCUUAACCAUGCAAUAGAGAGACUGACAUGCAAUGAUGCAAGUGUAUCAGUCAUGAAAGAGACUAGUACUGCACUAGGCAUGGGAUUUAGGUGUGGCUUCCUGGGUUUGCUUCACAUGGAUGUCUUUCAUCAACGGCUUGAACAAGAAUAUGGAGCUCGAGUAAUAUCAACAAUACCAACUGUACCGUAUAUUUUUGAGUAUGCAGAUGGAAGUAAAAUACAAGUCCAGAAUCCUGCUGCACUGGCUUCAAAUCCUGGAAAACGUGUAGCUGCUUGUUGGGAGCCGUCUGUUAUUGCGACUAUUAUUAUUCCUAGUGAGUAUGUGGGACCUAUUAUUACACUCUGUUCAGAAAGAAGAGGAGAGCAGCUAGAAUAUUCGUUCAUUGACAGUCAACGUGCUCUUAUGAAAUAUCGGUUGCCACUGAGGGAAAUUAUUGUGGACUUCUACAAUGAAUUGAAAAGUAUAACAUCUGGAUAUGCCACCUUUGAUUACGAAGAUUCUGAGUACCAAAAAUCAGAUCUGGUAAAACUGGACGUCCUCCUCAAUGGCCAACCUGUCGAUGCUAUGGCAACUAUAGUUCAUAGUCUGAAGGCGCAAAGGGUCGGCCGUGAAUUGGUGGAUAAACUUAAGAAGUUGAUAGACAGACAAAUGUUUGACAUAACCAUACAAGCGGCAAUUGGUUCCAAAGUUGUUGCCAGGGAAACCCUCUCAGCGAUGAGAAAGAAUGUUCUAGCAAAAUGCUAUGGUGGUGAUGUCACUCGGAAGAAGAAACUUUUGGAAAAGCAGAAGGAAGGGAAGAAACGCAUGAAGCGCAUUGGCUCUGUCGAUAUACCACAAGAAGCAUUUCAUGAGCUGUUCAAGAUCUCUUGAAUGUAAAGUAGUCAAGAGAAAUUGCAGUGAGAAAAGGCUUCCUCUCAAGAUGCAGCAGAAUAUGUAGCCUAAAUGCUUCAGUUCAUAACAAGUUUAAAGGAAAUGUAAGUACGGCAGGGGGCUGUAUCGAUCUACGACAACAACAACCUGAUGAACCAUGCGGCAUUCACUAGAACACUGUUAUCAUCAUUAUAUUCUUUCAAGGAGUUGGUCAUCAAUAAAUUUGUUUUGCCUAAAUGAAAUGAACAAAAGGAACUUUGAUGUUAGCAGCACAUUGUAACAUGAUCUUAAUUUUACCUGGAGCAUGGAUAAGCAACUACACAUUAGCUGAUAUUUGACUGCUGGUUAUAUAA